Effrenium voratum is the source of this 258-nucleotide messenger RNA. NCBI's taxonomy places the organism in Eukaryota, Dinophyceae, Suessiales, Symbiodiniaceae. The record is from the annotation of a GenBank genome assembly.
AUGGUGGCAGCGCUUGCCCACUGCGUGAUUUGGCCAUGGGCGCGGGCCAAUUGGUCAGAGCAGCGGGCGCCAUCGGUGGAAAAAGCGAAGAAUACGAGACGGGGCUCAGAGUACGGGGUCAGCAGCGCGGGGCUACGGGCCUUCUUCCCCCGCACCAUCUCCGGGGAUAAGUCCGAAACCUUCGAGGAGAGGAGGAUGAGACCUCGCCAUUCCAGCCUGGGGAUCAGGUCGCUGCUCUGGUCGCCGGCUGGGACGUGA